AUGUUGUGCUGGGGAAAUGCAUCCUUCGGACAGCUAGGCUUGGGUGGAAUUGAUGAAGAAAUUGUACUAGAGCCCAGGAGAAGUGACUUUUUUGUAAAUAAAAAGGUCCGAGAUGUAGGAUGUGGACUCAGACAUACUGUAUUUGUUCUGGAUGAUGGAACCGUGUACACAUGUGGAUGUAAUGAUCUAGGACAACUAGGUCAUGAAAAAUCUAGAAAGAAACCAGAGCAGGUUGUUGCCCUGGAUGCCCAAAAUAUUGUAGCUGUUUCAUGUGGAGAAGCUCAUACAUUAGCACUAAAUGACAAGGGCCAGGUGUAUGCUUGGGGUCUUGAUUCUGAUGGACAACUUGGCCUGCUAGGAUCAGAGGAAUGUAUCAGAGUUCCCAGAAAUAUUAAAAGUUUGUCAGAUAUCCAGAUAGUACAGGUUGCUUGUGGUUACUAUCAUUCACUUGCACUCUCCAAAGCAAGUGAAGUCUUCUGUUGGGGGCAGAAUAAAUAUGGCCAGUUGGGUUUAGGCCUUGACUGUAAAAAGCAGGCUUCGCCACAACUGAUUAAGUCUCUCCUUGGAAUCCCUUUCAUGCAAGUUGCAGCAGGAGGAGCCCAUAGUUUUGUACUCACCCUUUCUGGAGCUAUCUUUGGGUGGGGACGCAACAAAUUUGGUCAGCUAGGUCUUAAUGAUGAAAAUGAUAGGUAUGUUCCUAAUUUGCUAAAGUCACUAAGAUCUCAGAAAAUAGUUUAUAUUUGUUGUGGAGAAGAUCAUACUGCUGCUCUAACCAAGGAAGGUGGAGUGUUUACUUUUGGAGCUGGAGGUUACGGUCAGUUGGGUCAUAACUCUACCAGUCAUGAAAUAAACCCAAGGAAGGUUUUUGAACUUAUGGGAAGUAUUGUCACUCAGAUUGCUUGCGGAAGGCAGCACACUUCUGCUUUUGUUCCUUCAUCAGGACGAAUUUAUUCUUUUGGGCUUGGUGGUAAUGGGCAGCUAGGAACUGGUUCAACAAGCAACAGGAAAAGUCCUUUCACCGUAAAGGGAAACUGGUUACCUUAUAAUGGGCAUUGUCCACCAGAUAUUGAUUAUGAAGACUAUUUCUGUGUAAAAAGAAUUUUCUCAGGCGGAGAUCAAAGCUUUUCACAUUACUCUAGUCCCCAGAACUGUGGGCCACCAGAUGACUUUAGAUGUCCUGAUCCUUCAAAGCAGAUCUGGACUGUAAAUGAACCUCUAGUUCAAAAAUGGCUGAGCUACCCCUCUGGAAGGUUUCCUGUGGAGAUAGCCAAUGAGAUAGAUGGAACAUUUUCUUCUUCAGGCUGCCUGAAUGGAAGUUUUUUAGCUGUUAGCAAUGAUGAUCACUAUAGAACAGGUGCCAGAUUUUCAGGGGUUGAUAUGACUGCUGCUAGGCUUUUAUUCCACAAACUUAUACAACCUGAUCAUCCUCAGAUAUCACAGCAGGUGGCAGCUAGUUUGGAAAAGAAUCUUAUUCCUAAGCUGACCAGCUCCUUACCUGAUGUUGAAGCACUGAGGUUUUAUCUUACUCUACCAGAAUGUCCCCUGAUGAGUGAUUCCAACAAUUUCACAACAAUAGCAAUUCCUUUUGGUACAGCUCUUGUGAACCUAGAAAAGGCACCACUGAAAGUACUUGAAAACUGGUGGUCAGUACUUGAACCUCCACUAUUCCUCAAGAUAGUAGAACUUUUUAAGGAAGUUGUGGUACAUCUUUUGAAACUCUACAAGAUCGGCAUUCCCCCUUCUGAAAGAAGAAUUUUCAACAGUUUUCUUCAUACUGCAUUAAAGGUUUUAGAAAUAUUGCAUAGGGUAAAUGAGAAAACGGGACAGAUAAUACAAUACGAUAAGUUUUAUAUACAUGAAGUACAAGAAAUGAUAGACAUAAGGAAUGAUUAUAUCAACUGGGUCCAGCAACAGGCCUAUGGAAUGGAUGUCAACCAUGGAUUAACUGAGUUGGCAGAUAUUCCUGUUACAAUCUGCACAUAUCCUUUCGUCUUUGAUGCCCAAGCAAAAACUACUCUGUUACAAACAGAUGCAGUCUUACAGAUGCAGAUGGCUAUUGACCAGGCCCACAGACAGAAUGUCUCCUCUCUUUUUCUCCCAGUGAUUGAAUCUGUGAAUCCUUGCUUAAUUCUAGUGGUGCGUAGAGAAAAUAUUGUAGGAGAUGCAAUGGAAGUCCUUAGGAAAACAAAGAAUAUAGAUUACAAAAAGCCUCUCAAGGUUAUUUUUGUUGGAGAAGAUGCUGUUGAUGCAGGAGGGGUACGCAAAGAAUUUUUCUUGCUCAUCAUGAGGGAAUUAUUGGAUCCUAAAUAUGGCAUGUUUAGGUAUUAUGAAGAUUCCAGGCUCAUUUGGUUUUCUGAUAAGACAUUUGAAGACAGUGAUUUGUUCCAUUUGAUUGGUGUUAUCUGUGGAUUAGCAAUUUAUAACUUUACUAUUGUGGACCUCCAUUUUCCUUUGGCUUUAUAUAAGAAACUACUGAAAAAAAAGCCAUCCCUGGAUGAUUUGAAAGAACUAGUGCCUGAUGUUGGAAGAAGCAUGCAACAAUUACUGGAUUAUCCAGAAGAUGAUAUAGAGGAAACAUUUUGUCUUAAUUUUACGAUCACAGUUGAAAACUUUGGUGCAACAGAAGUGAAAGAGCUGGUUCUAAAUGGUGCAGACACAGCUGUUAACAAACAAAAUCGCCAGGAGUUUGUUGAUGCUUAUGUGGAUUACAUAUUCAAUAAAUCAGUGGCUUCCCUAUUUGAUGCCUUUCAUGCGGGCUUUCAUAAGGUCUGUGGAGGAAAAGUCCUUCAGCUCUUCCAGCCUAAUGAGCUGCAAGCUAUGGUGAUUGGAAAUACAAACUAUGAUUGGAAGGAACUGGAAAAGAAUACAGAAUACAAAGGAGAGUACUGGGCAGAACAUCCUACAAUAAAAAUUUUUUGGGAAGUAUUUCAUGAAUUACCACUGGAAAAGAAAAAACAAUUUUUGUUAUUCUUGACAGGUAGUGAUCGCAUUCCUAUUCUUGGUAUGAAGAGUCUAAAACUAGUCAUUCAGUCAACAGGAGGUGGUGAGGAGUAUCUCCCAGUUUCCCAUACCUGUUUUAAUCUUCUGGAUCUUCCAAAAUACACAGAAAAAGAAACUCUACGAUCUAAACUGAUACAAGCUAUUGAUCACAAUGAAGGCUUCAGUUUGAUAUAA
Messenger RNA from Orycteropus afer afer, 3174 nucleotides. RefSeq names its product HECT and RLD domain containing E3 ubiquitin protein ligase 4 (gene HERC4). Gene Ontology annotation, molecular function: ubiquitin-protein transferase activity. Bases 1 to 3174 code for a protein of 1057 amino acids. The transcript has 24 exons. Lineage: Eukaryota; Metazoa; Chordata; Mammalia; Tubulidentata; Orycteropodidae. The record is from RefSeq and is a predicted model, not a curated record.